Messenger RNA from Solanum pennellii, 363 nucleotides. RefSeq lists its product as uncharacterized. The transcript has a single exon. Lineage: Eukaryota; Viridiplantae; Streptophyta; Magnoliopsida; Solanales; Solanaceae. The coding region runs from base 1 to 363 and encodes 120 amino acids. The record is from RefSeq and is a predicted model, not a curated record.
AUGGAGAAGAUGAAAGUGAUUCAAGAGAGAUUAAGAACGGCACUGAUUCGUCAAAAGUACUAUACAGAUGUUAGGAGAAGGCCGCUAGAGUUUGAGGUGGAUGAUUGGGUGCAUUUGAAUGUUUCACCAGUGAAGGGGUUUUUGAUGUUUGGUAAGAAAGGGAAACUUAGUACCGAAUAUAUUGUUCCUUACAGAGUCUCCAAGAGGGUUGGCAAUGUAGCAUAUGUGUUGGAGCUACCCCAAGUGUUAGAAGUGGUUCAUUCGGCAUUCCAUGUGUCUAUGUCGAUAAAAUUCUUGGGUGAUCCUUCAUUUAUUGCACCAACUGAGAAUGUUGGGAUUAAGGAUAGCCUAUCCAGUGAAUAA